AUGGAAAAUUUCAAACCAGUUAAAACAGAAUUAUAUCAUAAAGUAGAAUGUUAAGCCUAAGGGACUUAACCAGACUCAGAUAAUAGAAAUAAAAGAAUCAAUUAAAAUGAAGAAGAAUUUUAUAAGAAGGAAAAAAGAAAUAACAUUGAUAAAAAUUGUUUAAGAGUAUGA
This is a messenger RNA of Paramecium tetraurelia, 171 nucleotides long. RefSeq lists its product as uncharacterized. NCBI's taxonomy places the organism in Eukaryota, Ciliophora, Oligohymenophorea, Peniculida, Parameciidae. The transcript has a single exon. The record is from RefSeq and is a predicted model, not a curated record.